UAAAUUAAGUUCAAUCUGUUCUUCUAAUUUCGCAUUAGUGACAAUUGAAAUAUUUUUUGUUAAACUUCUCCCACAGGACAGUCUGAUCAUUGAAAAUGUGUUAUGGAUGUGAAUGCUAAAGCUUGAAGCUGGAGGACUUUUUAACGGAAGUCAACAAGGUAUAUGCUGGAAUUUAUUGUGCUAAACUGGUUGAGAAUAUUUCACAAUGAGGCCUUCUCAAAACCCUGAGGAUAUGAAUAAGCUCAACAUGUUCUAUAACCAGCCCGGAGAGGAUCAAGAAUCAGUUUCCCUGCCUUCCAUUAACAAUCCAAACAACAGCCAAUCGUUCUAUGCUGAUCUUGGUCAGCGGACACAGUUCUCUGCCUUAAAACCCGAUCAAAUCUGCUAUGUUGACUCAUCCAAUGGAAAUUCUAGUGAAUUUGUUUCUGAUAUAUGUCCUUCAGAAAUGCAUCAUUCUCCUGAUGAUACGUAUCACUCUUCAGGUAACAGUUCGUGUUUCACUAGUGAUGUUACUGACCUGAAGCACAAAUUAAGGGAACUUGAAAAUGCCAUGCUGGGGCCCGAUUUAGAAAGCUUGGAAUCAUAUAAUACUACACCAUCGGCUGCAGCCAAUCAAAUUUCAUCGGAGUCGGAUAAAUUGGUUGAAAUGCUAACUGCUUGUGCUAAAGCAAUAGAGGAGAAUAAUUUGAUAACAGCUGAAUGGUUAAUGUCGGAACUACGCUCGGUGGUAUCAGUUUGUGGGUCCCCAAUACAACGUUUAGGAGCCUAUAUGCUGGAAGGUUUAGUUGCAAGAUUGGCCUCCUCGGGUAGCUCCAUCUACAAGGCCUUGAGGUGCAAAGAGCCUACUAGCGUUGAGUUAUUCUCGUACAUGCACUUGCUUUAUGAAAUCUGCCCGUACUUCAAGUUUGGAUAUUUGUCAGCAAAUGGUGCAAUUGUUGAUGCCAUGAAAGAUGAGAACUCGAUUCAUAUAAUCGAUUUCCAGAUCGCCCAGGGUAGCCAGUGGAUCACAUUAAUCCAUGCUCUUGCAGCCCGGCCUGGUGGACCCCCACGAAUCUGCAUCACAGGGAUUGAUGAUUCCACAUCGGCUUACGCCAGAGGAGGAGGGAUAGAAAUUGUCGGUCAGAGGUUAUCGAGUGUUGCUGCAUCUUGCAAUGUACCUUUCGAAUUUCAUCCCGUGGCUGCUUCUUGUUCCGACGUUGAGAUUGAGCAUCUUAAGGUUCGGCGGGGGGAACCGUUGGCUGUGAAUUUUGCACUCGUCCUGCACCAUAUGCCCGAUGAGAGCGUGGGCACUCAAAAUCACAGAGACCGGCUUCUAAGGAUGGUUAAAAGUUUAUCUCCCAAGAUUGUGACCUUAGUCGAGCAAGAGUCCAACACUAAUACAGCUCAGUUCUUUCCAAGGUUUUUGGAGACAUUGAACUACUACCUAUCCGUAUUCGAAUCGAUAGAUGUGGCUCUACCUAGGGACCAUAAACAACGAAUCAACGUCGAGCAACAUUGCUUGGCCCGGGAAAUUGUGAACAUAUUAGCAUGUGAAGGGGCAGAAAGAGUGGAGCGUCAUGAGCUUCUUGAAAGGUGGAGGUCACGCUUUUUUAUGGCUGGGUUUAAACCGUAUCCGUUAAGCUCUUCAGUAAAUGCUACUAUCAAGAACUUACUGGAUAAUUAUUACAAGAGUUAUACGCUUGACGAGAGAAAUGGCGCUCUUUAUCUUGGCUGGAUGAAUCGAGAUUUAGUUGCCUCUUGUGCUUGGAAAUAGUAGUAUCCUACCGUGAGUAGGUGCAUGUAACUUGUAGCUUGAUAAUGGUAAGAGAUAGUAGACCUUUUUUUUCUGUUCGUGUUAAGUUAAAAGCACUUUAAUUUAAUCUUGUUAGGAUCUGUUCUAUCAGAAACUAAUCAGUUUGUUU
This is a messenger RNA of Lycium ferocissimum, 1901 nucleotides long. Its product is annotated as scarecrow-like protein 21. The coding region runs from base 206 to 1753 and encodes 515 amino acids. Gene Ontology annotation, biological process: regulation of DNA-templated transcription. Gene Ontology annotation, molecular function: DNA-binding transcription factor activity; sequence-specific DNA binding. The transcript is spliced from 2 exons. The record is from RefSeq and is a predicted model, not a curated record. Gene Ontology annotation, cellular component: nucleus. Lineage: Eukaryota; Viridiplantae; Streptophyta; Magnoliopsida; Solanales; Solanaceae.